Molecule: messenger RNA, 504 nt
Organism: Amoebophrya sp. A120
Lineage: Eukaryota; Dinophyceae; Syndiniales; Amoebophryaceae
Source: the annotation of a GenBank genome assembly
AUGGUGUUUUUCUUCCUCGGGUCGAUUCUCUUCGCGUUUUCCGGCAAGCACUUCACUGACGUGAAAUUUUUCACCCACACCGACUUCUCCGUCAUCGUUUUUGUUGCGUUCUGCUACCUGACCUGCUACGGCGCGCUGACGCUGUAUGGAUGUGUCAGGUUUGAAAUCGUCAAAGUUGAAAUAGUUUGUCAUGCAUAACACGGAUACCAGCUAGGCCUACAGUUUGUAGUCGGCGCAUGACAAAUUUUCCCGUUCCUGGAAGCGAGUCUGUCAUGCGGUUUAGGGCAAAGGAGCUGCCUUCUGUCAUGCUAGUUAGCAGUCCAACUUUUGACCCUUGCCAGGACUAUAAUCUGCCUCCCGUGGGUCCUCUGCAAUAGAGUCACUUUCUGUAUCGCAUUUUAUGCAUUACAAAUUAUUUUUUCAACUUUGACGAUUUCAAACCUGACGCUUCCAUACGCUGUUCUUCUGCUCGUGGAUUAUCAACUGGUAUGCCUUGCUGGGGAC